Molecule: messenger RNA, 1911 nt
Organism: Brassica rapa (field mustard)
Lineage: Eukaryota; Viridiplantae; Streptophyta; Magnoliopsida; Brassicales; Brassicaceae
Molecular function (GO): DNA binding
Source: RefSeq, a predicted model, not a curated record
GUUGAGGAUUUAUUAAGCAACAAAACCGCAAUCUGAAGGCCUUUUGUAAUAUAGGUUUUUGUUAUGUAAAAUAUUGAGAUUUAGAUUUUCUAUGCAUUUUAUGUUGUGCUGAUAAACUUUAAAAUUUAACAACAUUAGCUGUAAGUAUUUGAAUUUACAGAAAUAUACUGGUGCAUGGAAGAUGUUUAAUAUUAUUAAAUGGUGUAUUUACCAAUACAAAAUACCCUUUUUUAUGUUUUGAAAAUUUCUUCUCAGAAGAGUAUUUUCGUUUUGUCAGAUUUUAUUUUCUAUUUAUAAACCCUCCAACUUGUUUUGCUAAUAAGAAAAAUAAUCUAAUUUCUCGACGUUAAAAAAAUUGACUGGAAAAAUUUGAAUAAAAAGAAAAAUAGACCUCUAACAUACGGCUUCUCAUGGUGCAUGGUUAUUGGAAGAUGUUUAAUAUUAAUUAAUGGUGUAUUUACUACUAAUAAUAUAUAUAUAUAUAUAUAUAUAUAUAUUUUUUAAAACAAAAUACUAAUCAUUCAAAAGAGUAUAUAUUUUUAUUCGUUUUAUCAGAUUUUAAGAGGUAGAGAUGUUGGGCGGUGUUAUCAUUAAAUAACAUCUUGGUUUAAUACGCUUUCUUCCACGUGUCUUUUCAUUAUCCAUUCACAUAACACUUACGGACGGCUAAAUAAGCGAGUUAACCAAUCAGAGGGCGUGUUUCUAUCUUAUACGCGUUUUACGAGAACUGAGUUGCCAAAAUUCAAAUUUUAAAAUAAUAUCCCCAAAACUUUCUUUUGUAUGCUACAAGUUUCUCUGUUUCCAUCAUCUCAAAACUGUUUUGGCUCGUGGAGAUGGAGUUUCACCGAAUGAAGAGGAAGGAACUACAAGCCAUGUGCAUAAAGCAUGGAGUCCCUGCAAAUCUGAAAAAAACCGAGAUGGUUUGUAGACUCACUUCUCUUCUCGAGGAUGGACAGUCAAAGAAUAUGCUUGAGACUACUGUCAAGAAAACUCAAGUUGAGUCUGUUCAAAAGGAGUUAGCUGUCGAAGAAUUUGAUGGUUAUUGCGAAGGCGAGCUUGUCAAGGUUACGUUAUCAGGUAACCAGGAACCCAUACGUACUGAUAUAACUGAGGCAGCAAUGGAGUUAGGCUCUGAGAAACUUUCGCUGCUGGUCACGGAAGCGUACAAGGAUGCAUACGCAAAGAGUCUUGUGAUUAAGGAGGAGGGGGAGAAUGUAGUUGGCAGCAGAAAGGUUAAGAAAGUAAAGUUCAGCCCUGAGUCUGAGAAUCAAGUCUUCGAGUUCACUCGCUCUCUUAAGAAACUUCCUAGGCGUAAGAAUGCUAGAACGUGUAGUAGCCAAGGUGGAGGAAGUAUAGAACUGAGGAGGUCUAAGCGAACCGCGUCUAAGGGGGGGACAGUAGCUGCUGGAUGUAAUGGAAACUCAGCUAGUGGGAUUGUUAAGCCUGAGAAAGUAUCUUCUAGUUUGGUUAAGGAUCAUAAGGUCCCAAGGGGAAAAGAUGAUUCUAAAGUUGAAGUGGUUCUUAGGCGGUCUAAGCGUUUUGCGAAUGACAUCAUCAAGAAUACAAAUGGAACACUUUUAAAUUCAUCGAAAAGAGUUACUAGGAGAAGAGGAGCAUGACUCUAUUAGUCUAGACUUUGGAGAGGGUUUCAAGUCAACAACACACAAGACUAGUAUCAUGUUCUGUUAUGUUCUAUUGUUCUCCUUGUUUUAUUAUCUAUUAGACUGUCGGUUUGUGGUGAAGAAGCUUCAUUUGGUCAGUUUUUGUUGGUGAAGCUUUUGUGGUGGAGAUUCUUUAGUCGGUUUUGGUGUUUGUAAACCCCAUUUUUUCUUGUCUAAUGAUGUUUCUAAAUGUGAUGUGCAGCCAUGCAUACAUGUUAUGUGCACACAUGCAUUCUUAAACGAUAGUAAA